Messenger RNA from Argentina anserina (silverweed cinquefoil), 387 nucleotides. RefSeq names its product pre-mRNA-splicing factor SPF27 homolog. Gene Ontology annotation, biological process: mRNA processing. NCBI's taxonomy places the organism in Eukaryota, Viridiplantae, Streptophyta, Magnoliopsida, Rosales, Rosaceae. The coding region runs from base 1 to 387 and encodes 128 amino acids. Gene Ontology annotation, cellular component: precatalytic spliceosome; Prp19 complex; catalytic step 2 spliceosome. The record is from RefSeq and is a predicted model, not a curated record. The transcript has a single exon.
AUGGCGACCACCACCGCCACUACCGGCGCCGCUAGCACCGAAAUCUUAAUGUUAGAAGCUCCGUCGAAAGGUCCAUCAUGGCCGGUCCUCAUAACCAACGUGGAAAUCAUCGACGCAUUACCUUACAUCGACCAAAACUACUACUCCAGCACCGCCGUCAAGAACGAGGUCGACCUCAUGGUGGAAGACGAGCUAUGUCGCAGCACCAAGAAACCCGCCGAUUUCCUCAAAGACUUGCCGCCGCUCGCCAAGCCCGAGUUCAAGAAUAAUCCAGUUCCGGUGAGAGAGUACGACCGCGUGAGGGAUUCAAAACCGCCAGUGGUGCUUGAUUUCUCCAGAGAUAAGGCAGAGAUGCCGAAGUGGAGUGAUGAAGCUUCUUGGGAUUAG